AUGAGCAGCGAAAAGCUCAAAAACGUCACUCAAUGGCCGAAAUGGCUACAGAGGGUGACCACGCUUGCGGAAGACAAAGGUAUACUGGAAUAUAUUGACCCAGAUCUCUCUGAGUCAGAGAUUAGGCAACUUGGCCCAGAACCCAGUGACUUCCCUGAGAAACCAACCUUGAGGAGAGGAGACGAUGAAGAGACACACAGAAAGAACGAACGUGCUCGCAGAGAAUGGAGAGACGAUGUCGACACAUUCAAAUACCAUAAGAAUGAGUGGGACAAGAAGCAUAAAGCAAUCGGCGAACUGAACCAGUAUAUUACUACGAAUCUUGAGCAGACCCUCCAGGAUCUAGUUCUAUCUCAGAAAGGUCCGUACGCAAAGCUUGUCUUUCUCCAGAAACGCUUUGGAAAAUCGACGUCGAAGUACACCAAUAUUCUUGAACAAUGGAUGAAUGUCAUGACGAAUCCGCCAAGAGAAGGAACGAACAUACUACUCUGGCUGGAUGCUUGGGAAACCAAGAGACAGGAAGCCGAAUCUGAGGGUAUUGUCCUUGCAAAAGACAGCAAAGACUUACGUUCUCUCUUCAUUCGUCUAACACGCGAGAUUCUACCAUUCUGGUGGCAGCAAUGGCACUCAAAAGUUGUCAUUCAAGGAGAUAGAGCAUUCGCUACCUGGCAAGGCAACCCGGAAGCCGGGAACCAACCUCCUAUAGAUUUAAAGCCCUUAAGCUUUGAAGAAAGAGGAUGCCCAUGUGGUAUGCGACACUCUGUUGAACGCUGCUGGUUCCUAAACAAGAAGUCGAAUCGUCCGCUAAACUACAAGCCAAAUAAUUCUGUUAAAGAGGCGGUCGAAGCUGCGUUCAAGGACGAUCCUAAGUGGAAAGAAUGGGUGUUCUCAAGAAUAAACCGCGCAAAUCAGAAAGCAUCAAAGACAAGUUCUAUCUCUGAGUCCUCUGAAAAAUCAACUCCAACCAAUACCGCAUCGACAGAUAAAGCCAACCUAGCGAUGGAAGCAGCCUAUUUCACAGGCAACGGCUUUAGCAUAGAAUCUACUCGACAGUUAUAUUAUGAUUCUAAAUUCGAUCUAAAGGCUAAGAUCACACUCCUGACUGGUCCUAACUCCUAA
Molecule: messenger RNA, 1119 nt
Organism: Penicillium taxi
Lineage: Eukaryota; Fungi; Ascomycota; Eurotiomycetes; Eurotiales; Aspergillaceae
Exons: 2
Coding region: 1-1119 (372 amino acids)
Source: RefSeq, a predicted model, not a curated record